AUGAUGAUAGGAGGUUCCCUGAAUUACGAGCUUCCACGUUUCGAUGGGAAGGAGAAUUUUAGUCUCUGGCAACUUCAGGUGAAAGAUCUUCUGUCAAAGCAGGGUAUGGAAAACGCGUUGUUGAAUCAAAAGCCAAGAUCAAUCACCGAGGAUGAUUGGGAUGAGAUGCAAGAUCAUGCACUUUCGACUAUUCGUCUCUGCCUUUCAGACGAUAUUACAAAACAGGUAGCUGAUCUCACAACUUCAGGACAGUUGUGGAAUAAGUUAGAAACAUUGUAUCUGUCCAAGUCACUAUCUACCAAGCUGUCUACCGAGAUGUAUCUGAGACAGAGGUUAUACGGACUGAAGAUAUAUGAUGCUUCGAAUCUGAUGGAGCACAUGGACACGUUCAAUCAAAUAGUCGGUGAUCUAACGUCUGUGGAUGUGAAAAUUGAGGACAAAAAUAAGGACAUGAUCUUGUCGUGUUCUUUGCCCCCUUUGUUAACAGCACUUUCGUGUAACAAAGAGACGAGUUCUGGAAACGAAGAUGGUAAGGGUGAGCGUUGGCUCGAAGUCAUCUCUUGGGAGCCUAGAGCUUUCCUUUACCACAAUUUCUUGACAAAUGAAGAAUGUGAGCACUUGAUUAACAUCUCGAAACCUAGGAUGGGGAGGUCAUUGGUGCGUGAUACGAUAACCGGAGGGAACAAAGAGAGCAGCGCACGGACGAGUUGGGGAGCAUUUUUUAGAAGAGGACAUGACAAAAUCGUGGAAGAGAUUGAGAAAAGGAUUUCAGAAUUCACCUUCAUUCCUGUAGAAAAUGGAGAAGGUCUUCAAGUUCUCCGUUAUGAAGUUGGGCAGAAAAUUGAUCCUCACUUUGAUGGAUAUGAAAGAAUUGCUACUGUCCUUAUGUACCUCUCGGACGUCGAGCAAGGCGGCGAAACAGUUUUCCCUUCCGCAAAAGGAAAGACUAUCUCUGUUUCACCAAAGAAGAGAGACGCUUUACUCUUCUGGAACAUUAAACCUGACGGGACUCAAGACCUUUCGACUGGUCGUCCAGUGAUCAGCGGAAACAAGUGGGCAUCAACUAAGUGGCUUCACGUUCACGAGUACAUCAAGCCUACUACAGCAAUAUUGCGACAUUGA
This is a messenger RNA of Microthlaspi erraticum, 1122 nucleotides long. Lineage: Eukaryota; Viridiplantae; Streptophyta; Magnoliopsida; Brassicales; Brassicaceae. The record is from the annotation of a GenBank genome assembly.